This is a messenger RNA of Medicago truncatula (barrel medic), 1847 nucleotides long. RefSeq names its product stress response protein NST1. The transcript has 2 exons. NCBI's taxonomy places the organism in Eukaryota, Viridiplantae, Streptophyta, Magnoliopsida, Fabales, Fabaceae. The record is from RefSeq and is a predicted model, not a curated record. Bases 155 to 1141 code for a protein of 328 amino acids.
GAACUAAAAAAUGAAAUGAGUGACUAUGAAUGAAAAGGACAAAGUAAAAACAUAGUCAACAUCAUUUGACUCUUCCCCUUUGUGUUCGUGAAACAACAAAGAACUCAGUCCAAACAAAUUCACUCAUCUUCAUCCAUCACCAAUCCUCCCAACAAUGAAGCGAAAGAAAUGGUCAGAACUCGAAGAACAAACCCUCUUAACAAAAUACUCCGAACUUCACCGUUCAGGAACACUCCCCAAACUCAAAACCCGUGAAAAAAAGUUCAAACCAAUCGCCGAUCACGUCAACGCCGUUCACCAUCUUCACGAUCCAACCACCUUCCCUUUCAAAUGGUCGUGGCGCGACGUUUCGAUCAAAGUUCAAAACAUGCGUCAUCAGUAUAUUGGUGUUAAACACAAGAUUCAAUCCAAUGAUCAUGGUUUCAAUUGGAAUGAUGGGGUUAUUCAUUGGGAGAAUUUUCUUAAUUAUAAACGUGUUUUUGGUGAUGUUAAAAUUCAUCCUAAACCUAAACUUAACGAUGGGUUUGAGACUGAAAUUGAUGACUCUGAUGAUUCUGAUGGUGAUGAGGACCAUGACUGCGAUGGAGAUGUUAGUGAAGAAGAAUUGAAGAGAUUGGGAGUUAAGGUUUUGAAAUUGAGGGAGGUUAUGGUGAAGAGAGAAGAGAGGAAGAGGGAGAGGGAGUUUUUGAAGGAGAAAGAGGAGUGGAAAAGGAAGGAAUUUGAGUUUUCAAGUGGAAAAGGCGAGUGUUGUUGUGGGGAGAGGGAAUUGGAGUUGGAGGCAAUAUGGGUGAAGAAGGAGGUUGAGAAGAGGGUUAGGUUAGAGAAGGAGCUUGAGGAGGAGAAGAGGAGGAGGAGGAAGGUGGAGGAGAAGAUGGAGGAAGAGGAGAUGGAGUGGAGGGAGAAGAUGGUGGCUAUGCAGAUUGAACAUGAGAAGCAGAUGAUGCAGAUGCAUGCUGAGGCGUGUCAUAAUCAAAUGCAGGUGCUUGGUGUUAUGGCGAGAAUACUUUGUCAGUUUUUUGGUUCGGGGAAUGAUGGGUUGGGUGGUGCUGGUUUAGGGACAUUGCCAACUCAGGUGUUGCAUCAUGGUGGUGGUUUGGGGAAUGUGAAACCUGAUGCUAGUUCGCCUUCAGAGUUCAUGUAGAAAUCUGUUUUGUCAGUUGUCACUUGAAUUCGAAUCGUGAGUACACACUGUUCUUUUUAGUUCUGUUUGAAUGUUAAAUUUCUCAAGAGCUGAAAAGAAUGAUUAUUCAUUGGAAUGCUGCUUUCCUGGAUCGAGCAAUGCCAUUUCUGUUUUUCUUGUAUUAGUUAGAUGAUUCUAAAAUUCAGCAAUUGUAUCAUUUUUCGUAAGCUUUAGAAGGAAAUGUCUGAUUCCAGGGAAGAGGGAGAAAGGGAAUGAACUGCUAGAUGGCCCCAACGAACAGCUGAGCAUAUUUAUCAAUUUUCUAAGCUUUAAAGGGCGAAGAGGGAGAAAGGGAACAGGAAAUGUCUGAUUCCAGGGAAGAGGGAGAAAGGGAACCGGAACAUGGUUUUAAAAACCGGCUCGGACUGCUUGAUAGAUCCAACAUGAAAUAGCUAAGCAUAUUUAUCAAUUUUCUAAGCUUUAAGAAUAGUAUUGGAUUUGUAGCCUACCGAAAAGAUGUAAAAAGCAUUCUGUUAGUACUUGGUAAUUUGAAAAUAGAAGUAAAUUGUGUUCAAAUUUCCAUCAUUUUUUAUCUGUUUCAGAGUUUCUGCUGUUAAUUGUGUUGGUUAGUGUCUAAGUUGAUUCAUGUUUUGCUUUUAUUUUUUAGCUGGUGAUUAUGGAACUGUAAACAUUGCAAAUUGCAAUAGAUUAGAAUUGUGAUUGUGUC